UGAUUGUGGCUGCUGUUCUGUAACGAUGGCCGACAACUGGGCCCGGAGCAAGGUGGUGGACUCAGAGAUUUAUCUCUCGGGUCGUGAAAGGCGGGCUGAUGGCGACAUUUUCGGACGUCAGCAUGGGGAUGCACAAAAGCUAUUCCCAACCUACACCCACGCAGCUCCUGCCACGGUGGGUGAGGUCACUGUGAACGGCAAAGUUCUGCAAUUGUGGAAUUUCUCCCAACUAGAGACCUUGAACCAGUCUGCAUUGCGCAAGCGCGCCUUGGCUAUCCGCGAUGUGGUUGGAGAGGCGAAUUGUCCAUCUCUGCCUUCUGGUCGGACGGAUGACCUGACCCGCUGGAUUUUGCGGAUGCAGGAGUCCCUCACCAACCAAAAGGCGGAGAAGGGUCGCUCUGGAGGUUAUGGCACUGGACACUUUGUUCCCAAGACCUUCGCGCAAGAAACCCAGGAGAUGGAGAAGAUGGAGUUGCAGCGACAGCAAAAUGUGGCGACCGAAGAGCCAUUGAGCCAGAAGUCUUCCCCCAGGAAGGACAACUACAAAGACCUCAAAAUGCAACAGAACGAGUUCAAGGAGGAUCCGAAGCUGGGCAUCCAAACGGGUCGCCCAGGUGGUGAAGGGAAAAAGCAUAUAUUUCCAAAACAAAACAUGGUUGACGGGAUCUCCACAGCUGCCGACUACCGGGCAACAGAAGGCCGCAGGUACAUCCCAACUGUUGAUAGCUUGAUGGAGCAGAAGAAGGAGAAUGAGGCUCGCGAGCGAGCACUCAUGGAGAAAGGAUGUGAUGGGCCAGCUCCUGUGAACAGGCCAUCCAAUCACAUCAGCGAAGAUCACAUGGCAUACUUUGGAUGCCCCAAUGCUGACGAGCCACCCGUUGGGGGUGACCGACGGCGACACGCCAACAUUCCAAAGGGCCAUUUCGUCAACCUGGGGCACUGGGAAUCGACAGAGGCUGUUCACGGGAAGAAGCAUUUGGACAACUUCCAGAACAAGACAAAGCUGGAGAACAAUACUGGUCGACAUGACAAGUAUGAGUCCUCCUGGCGGAAGAAUCCGCACAAGCUGUUGGGCAGCAGCAUGUUGGUCUGAAACGCUUCGCGGGCCCAAGACAGAGGUCUCGUCCAAGGUGAACAUUCACCAGUGCUGUGUUUGUUUCACAAAAUUGUUUUUUUUUCUGGUUGUGCGAUGUUUGUCUUGGCUGGACUUCAUGGUUUCCAUUGGUUUCCCAAAAAACGGUGUGCUUUGGAAAAAAGAUGAAAAAAGCAUGCCCGGUGAGGCACAAGGCCUCAAUAUAUUUAGCAAAUCCCCAAGCAACCCCCCUUGGGAUGAUGGAUGAUGGGUUGCUCGAUGUUGCUCGGGGGUUGAACGAACGAUCAACGCCUUACAAAAGAGAGCCUGAGCAUGUCUACGCACGCCGUGUCCCAGGCCAAUCCAGUAGACUUGGUGCCAGGCAAAUGACACUUGCGCGACGAAUCGGUCGAGAAAAGGCAUA
Cladocopium goreaui is the source of this 1496-nucleotide messenger RNA. Lineage: Eukaryota; Dinophyceae; Suessiales; Symbiodiniaceae. The record is from the annotation of a GenBank genome assembly.